Molecule: messenger RNA, 1152 nt
Organism: Trichoderma citrinoviride
Lineage: Eukaryota; Fungi; Ascomycota; Sordariomycetes; Hypocreales; Hypocreaceae
Product: FabD/lysophospholipase-like protein
Exons: 2
Coding region: 1-1152 (383 amino acids)
Biological process (GO): arachidonate metabolic process
Cellular component (GO): membrane
Source: RefSeq, a predicted model, not a curated record
AUGGUCUACCUCCCCGCAACCCGGCACCUCAACGGCGUCCGCCUCCUCGCCCUCGACGGCGGCGGCGUGCGCGGCGUCGCCUCCCUCAUCGUCCUCAAGGAGAUCAUGGCCCGCGUGCAGGCGCGCAAGGGCCUCAAGCACGAGUGCCGCCCGGCCGACUUCUUCGAGCUGGCGGCGGGCACCAGCACCGGCGGCAUCAUCGGCAUCAUGCUCUUCCGGCUGCGCAUGACGGCCUCCGAGGCCAUCGACCAGUACGACGCCAUCGCCAAGGAGGUCUUCAGCCCGCGCCUCUGGGGGUGGGACAUGUCUCGCUGGCUGCCCAACGGGAUGGCUUCCGCCAUCAACAACAGCAAGACGCUGGUGCAGAGCAGCCGGUUCGACGACAAGUCGCUCAAGAAGGCGAUUGACCGGGUGGUGGAGAAGUAUGGGCUGGACGAGGAGGAUAGGCAGCUGAAGGGGGAGGCACCGCUGCUGCAUCCCAACGCAGGCAGGAUGUUCGUCUGCACGACGGCGCAAAACAGGGCCGAAACUGUGCUGCUGAGGACAUACAAGAACAACACCAUCCACGUCAAGUCCCAGGUCAACGACACCAUGCGCGAGCACUCGGACAGGGUCACCAUCAGCCUGGCCACGCGGGCGACGUCCGCCGCGCCCACCUUCUUCCCCGAGGUCAAGUGGCCCGAGGGCGUGCCGGACAAGAAGCAGCAGCUGACGUUUUGGGACGGCGGCCUGCUCAACAACAACCCCAUCGACCAGCUGUGGUACGCGCGCUACGAGCUCGUGCAGCCCGACGAGCCGGCGCCGCCGGUGUCGUGCGUCAUCAGCCUCGGCACGGGCUACACGACGCCCGGGUCGUCGCCGGCCGACUCGUGGUUCUCGCUCGUCGGCGUCGCGUCGUCCGUCAUGGGCUUCGCGACCAACACCAACGCCAAGGGCAAGGACUUCUCGCGGCACAUGACGGCGCUCAACAACAGGGCGGAGCACGCGCAGACGAGGUAUGUCCGGCUGAACCCGCACUUGGGGAACAGCGAGAUUGGGCUGGCGGACUAUACCAAGAUGGACGAGCUGAAGGCGCUGGCGAGGGCGUAUGUGGAGGACGAGAAGAAUCAGCUUUGGAUCGACAAGGCGGUGGCUGCUGUCUGUGAUGAGUGA